Merops nubicus (carmine bee-eater) is the source of this 1644-nucleotide messenger RNA. RefSeq names its product essential meiotic structure-specific endonuclease 1 (gene EME1). The record is from RefSeq and is a predicted model, not a curated record. The transcript has 8 exons. Gene Ontology annotation, cellular component: Holliday junction resolvase complex; nucleus. NCBI's taxonomy places the organism in Eukaryota, Metazoa, Chordata, Aves, Coraciiformes, Meropidae. Bases 1 to 1644 code for a protein of 547 amino acids. Gene Ontology annotation, biological process: replication fork processing; double-strand break repair; resolution of meiotic recombination intermediates. Gene Ontology annotation, molecular function: DNA binding; nuclease activity.
AUGGCGGAGGACGAGUCGGGGUUUGAGGAGAGCGAUGAGGAGGAGUUACCUUCUUUAGCCUCUCUGAUGUGGUCCCCGCCGUCUCCUGUGUCACCGCCUGGCGACUUAGACCCCUGUCCGUCCUCAUGUCCCGCUCCCGAGUUGGGGGCGGCGCCGGUCGUGGUGGUGAGCAGUGGGAGCGAAGAGGAGGAGGAGGAGGAGGAGGUGAUGGAAAUCGGCCCUCUGUCUGAGAGGAUCAAGAGGAGGGUGGAUAUGAAGAAGGAAGCGGCUUUUGAGAGCCUACAGCCGGGUGGUGGGGAUGCAAGAGAUGGUCUGUUAGCAUCUAGCAGCGGAGGGCCGCAGGGAGACCUGGUGUCUUGUGGCAGCCAAAAUGGCACCCCUGGUGCUGAGAGGCCUUCCUUGUGCCCACUGCCAGUCUCUUGGUCUGACUCCUCAGACUGGCCUAGUAAGUCUCCGGUAAGCGAAGCAGGUCCAGAAACGUCCCCCCCUCCCAAGAAGUCAAAAUAUAGUCAGAAAGAAAGGGGGGUGAUCUGCCAGGCUGCGUGGCAGAAAAGGAAGGAGCGAGAAGCACAGAAGAGGCAGCAGGAGCAGGAGAAAGAGAGGAAGAGGGCCCUUGCCAAGGUGCUGAAAGCUCAGCGACGAGGGGAGUGCCAGAAAUACAUAACUGUGGUGCUAGAUGCAGUUCUCUUACAGAUAGAUGGUGGUGGAUACAUCCUUAGUGCUUUGCAGGAUGCAAAUUAUUCUUCUCUGGUUGAGAAUCAGGCUGUUCCCUGCAGUAUCACCUGGAGGAGAAAGCCUGUGUCAGUUGAGAUGGGGGAAGGACAUGGAUGGACAGAGGAACCAAACAUCCUGGUUCUGGUUCGCUUGGAGGAGUUUUUGUCCAUGGUUCACAACUACAAACAAGAGGCGAAGGGCAGUACAGAGGGACAGAAGGAGACCCUGCGGAGCUACGUUGAUCAUGUGUUGGAGAAAAUGCCUGGGAGAAUUCUGGCACUGGCAGUAGUUGGAGUAGAAAAAUAUUUCAGGUCUCGCAAAGCUCAGUCAAAAAAGAGUCUGCAACAGGCAGCAGCAAGUGGAAACCAAGAAGGGGAACAGGGAAAACAGAGAAAAUGGAAAGUGAAGGAUUCUGGCCUGGAGAUAACCAGAACGCACGUGGAAGAAGCCUUGGUGGAUCUACAGCUGGACUGUCAAGUCCAAGUCAGCUUUUUUGUGAGCUGGGAGGAGCUCGGAGAAUUUGUCACUAUGUUCACAAAAGCUGUAGCUGAAGCACCAUUCAAGCGAGAGCAAGCAAAGAAGGGGUUCCCUUUCUACCUGGAGAAGAAGUGGUGUGGAGGGGUGAAGGUGGAUCGUUCUGGAAAGCACCUCUUUGAAGUCUGGAAAAGGCAGAUGCAGCAAUUCAACCGGGUCAGCCUCGAGGUAGCUGAGGCCAUCGUGUCUGCAUACCCUUCUCCUCAGCUCCUGAUCCAGGCCUACAGCAGAUGCUCCUCGGAGCAGGAGCGGGAACAGCUGCUGGCCAAUAUGCUCGUGCAGCGUGGUGAGGGUGUGACAGCCACCUCCCGGCGGAUCGGACCAGAACUCUCCCGGCGGAUCUACCUGCAGAUGACUUCCCCUGAUCCUGACCUCUACUUGGAUUUCACUGGGUAG